Lasiodiplodia theobromae is the source of this 528-nucleotide messenger RNA. RefSeq names its product Ribosomal protein L5. The record is from RefSeq and is a predicted model, not a curated record. Bases 1 to 528 code for a protein of 175 amino acids. The transcript has 4 exons. Gene Ontology annotation, cellular component: cytosolic large ribosomal subunit; ribosome. Gene Ontology annotation, biological process: translation. Lineage: Eukaryota; Fungi; Ascomycota; Dothideomycetes; Botryosphaeriales; Botryosphaeriaceae. Gene Ontology annotation, molecular function: RNA binding; structural constituent of ribosome.
AUGGCCGAGAAGUCCGACAAGAGCGCCAACCCCAUGAGGGAGUUGCGCGUCCAGAAGCUGGUCCUCAACAUCUCCGUCGGCGAGUCUGGUGACAGGCUCACUCGUGCCGCCAAGGUGCUUGAGCAGCUGUCCGGUCAAACCCCCGUCUACAGCAAGGCCCGCUACACCGUCCGUACCUUCGGUAUCCGUCGUAACGAAAAGAUCGCCGUCCACGUCACCGUCCGUGGCCCCAAGGCCGAGGAGAUUCUCGAGCGUGGCCUCAAGGUCAAGGAGUACGAGCUGAGGAAGCGCAACUUCUCCGAGACCGGCAACUUCGGCUUCGGUAUCAGCGAGCACAUCGAUCUCGGCAUCAAGUACGACCCUGCCAUCGGUAUCUACGGCAUGGACUUCUACUGCUGCAUGACCCGCCCCGGUGAGCGUGUCGCCAAGCGCAGGCGCGCUAAGAGCCCCAUUGGCUCGUCCCACAAGAUCACCCAGGCCGAGACCAUCAAGUGGUACAAGAACAGGUUCGAGGGUAUCGUCAGGUAA